ACAGAGUCAGUCGGUAGCUGGGUAAUGAACAGUAUCCCCAUAUUCUUUUUGCCUGCUGGAUAAUGGUUCAAUGAAUGCCUGGGCACUAUGUGAAAGUGGGCGUGGUUUUGUUUCACAAAUUUGGUAGACACUCUUCUUUCUAAGGCAACAAAUUUGAAAACGAUGUUAUCCACCAACAUCAGAUGCUAGUAUUUGCUGGAGGUAGUGAGUCCAAAUGGAACAAAACGUAAGCCAUGCGUGUGCACAUAAGAUAAAUCUCCAGCAACUAGCUAGCGGAAAAAGAAAAACUCCUCAGCUAUGGCCAACCAGCAAAACUGCGUCUCAUAUGCGAUUUUGGUUACUUGGGUCCUGUUAGUAUGUUCCUGUGAAGCAAGCUUCGCCUUAACAUCAGAAGCUCUGGCCCUCCUCAAGUGGAAAGAAGGCCUUGGAAAUCAGUCAAUUAUCCAGUCAUGGGUACUUUCGCCGGAAGAUGCCAAUUCCGGCAAUACAAGUCAUUGCAAAUGGAGAGGAAUAAUGUGCAAUGAUGCAGGAAGUGUUACUGAAAUAAAUCUUGCAUACACAGGCUUGACAGGUACUCUUCAAGAUUUGGAUUUCUCUUCCUUCCCCAAUCUUCUUCGUCUUGAUCUUAAAGUAAACAAACUCACAGGCACCGUUCCAUCCAACAUUGGCCUACUUUCUAAACUCCAAUUCCUUGACCUUUCCACCAAUUCUCUUCAUGGGACUCUGCCUCUUUCUCUUGCCAAUCUCACUCAAGUUUAUGAGCUUGACGUGUCUCGAAAUAAUAUUACUGGUGUGCUAGACCCGCGCUUGUUCCCUGAUGGAACAGGCGCUGCCAAAACUGGCCUUAUUAGCCUAAAGAAUUUACUCCUUCAAACUACAGCGCUUGGUGGCAGGAUUCCUCAGGAAAUAGGAAACCUGAAAUAUCUGUCUCUUCUAGCUCUAGAUGAGAAUCAUUUUUAUGGUCCCAUCCCUCGAUCUUUAGGAAAUUUGAGUGAGUUAUCCAUUCUACGCCUUUCCGGCAAUCUCUUAUCUGGGAACAUCCCACCAAAUUUAGGCACAUUAAGCAAGCUAACUGAUUUGCGCUUGUUGACGAACAAACUGUCCGGCCAGGUGCCUGAAGAAUUGGGCAAUCUUUCAUCUUUAACUGUUCUACACCUUUCUGAGAAUAACUUCACCGGCCAAUUGCCACAACAAGUGUGCCAAGGUGGAAAGCUAGUCAACUUCUCAGCUGCCUUCAACAAUUUCUCUGGGCCAAUUCCAGUCAGCCUAAAAAACUGCCACUCCUUGUACAGAGUUAGGCUUGAACACAACCAACUCACCGGAGUUGUAGACCAAGAUUUUGGUGUGUAUCCAAAUCUCACUUAUGUUGACCUAAGUUUCAACAAUUUUAGAGGUGAGCUCUCUGCUAACUGGGGAGAAUGCAAAAACCUCACAGUUCUCAGAAUUGCUGGGAAUAUGUUGAGCGGCAAAAUCCCUGUUGAGAUUGGUCAGCUGAACUCGCUAGCAGUUCUUGACCUCUCUUUCAAUCAGAUUUCCGGAGAGAUACCGGCGCAACUCGGAAAAUUAUCCAAACUGUUGUUUCUAAGCCUGAAAGAUAACUGGCUUUCAGGUCAGGUGCCAGUGGAAAUUGGAGAACUAUCCAGUCUGCAGUCUCUGGACCUCUCUAUGAACAUGCUGAGUGGACCGAUUCCAUAUCAAAUAGGCGAAUGCACUAGACUUCGAUUGUUAAGCUUGGCCAAGAAUAGCUUGAACGGGACAAUCCCAUAUCAAAUUGGUAAUCUUGUAGCUUCACAAAAUUUGCUAGAUUUGAGCUCUAAUUUUCUCACUGGAGAAAUCCCUUCUCAGCUCGGGAAGCUUACGAGUUUAGAACAACUGAAUCUAUCCUGCAAUAAUCUUAGUGGUGCAAUUCCUGCUUCUCUUAGCAAUAUGUGGAGUUUGAUUGCUGUUAACUUCUCAUACAACAAUUUAGAGGGUCCACUUCCUGAUAGCAACAUCUUCCGUUCAUCCCAGCCCAGUGCUUAUAGCAACAACAAAGACUUAUGCAGUGGAUUUGUCAAAGGUCUGAAACCCUGCAAUGCCACACCUGAGAGAAAGAAUGGGCGGAAUAAGAAAAACAGAGUUGUAAUUGUUGUUGCUCCGUUAGCAGGUGGGCUAUUUCUUUCACUUGCAUUUGUUGGUGUUGUUGGACUUCUCCACCCAUGGAGCUCAAGAAAUUUUUCAAAAGAUGGAAGCAAAUCAAGCAGCACGGAAGAUCCAUUCUCGAUGUGCUAUUUCAAUGGGAGGAUUGUGUAUGAAGAUAUCAUUAAAGCCACAAAAAACUUCAAUGACACGUACUGUAUAGGAGAGGGGGGAACUGGGAAGGUUUACAAAGUGGAAAUGCCAGGUUCGCAAAUAUUAGCUGUGAAGAAGCUGAAUUAUCUGGGCAGGGAUGGAGAAGCUGAGAGGAUAAAAAGUUUUAGCUAUGAGGUAGCAGCUUUAGCAGAGCUGCGCCAUCGUAACAUUGUGAAACUCCAUGGAUUCUGCUCUCGAGGAAAGCAUAUAUUUUUGGUUUAUGAGUUCAUAAAAAAUGGUAGCUUAGCUAAUAUGCUAAGCAGCGACAAAGGAGCCAAGGAGUUGGAUUGGGAAAAGAGGAUUAGAGUUGUUAAAGGUGUAGCUCAUGCUUUAAAUUACAUGCAUCAUGACUGUGAUCCACCUGUUGUUCAUCGAGACAUAUCGAGCAACAAUGUCCUAUUGAACUCUGAACUUGAGGCUCAUGUUUCAGAUUUUGGCACUGCCAGGUUUUUGAAGCCUGAUUCAUCCAACUGGACAACAAUUGCAGGCACGUAUGGCUACAUUGCUCCAGAGCUUGCUUGCACGGGCGUGGUGACUGAGAAAUGUGAUGUUUAUAGCUUUGGUGUUCUGACAUUAGAAGUUAUGAUUGGAAAGCAUCCAGGGGAACUCAUAUCCUAUCUACAAUCAUUGAGUAGCCGAUGCAUCCACUUGGAUGAUGUGUUAGAUGCACGUCUCUCGCCACCGUCAGACCAACAACUUGCUGAUAAAUUGUCCUGUCUGUUAACUAUCUCUCUCUCAUGUUUGCGAGCCAAUCCUCAAUCUCGACCAUCCAUGAGAACUGUAUCUCAGCUCCUUGAAAUCAAGGCCAGUUCUGAUUAGGAAACCUCACACGCUAGUCCACUUGGUUUAAUAAAUUUGUAAUCAGAAUGUUCAGGAUUUCUGACAGGCUCAAAAAUUAAACACCUUAAUUUGUAUAUAUAUCACGUAAAUGUUCAUCUUUGAAA
Messenger RNA from Manihot esculenta (cassava), 3275 nucleotides. Its product is annotated as MDIS1-interacting receptor like kinase 2. Gene Ontology annotation, molecular function: protein kinase activity; ATP binding; protein binding. The transcript has 2 exons. NCBI's taxonomy places the organism in Eukaryota, Viridiplantae, Streptophyta, Magnoliopsida, Malpighiales, Euphorbiaceae. The coding region runs from base 298 to 3150 and encodes 950 amino acids. The record is from RefSeq and is a predicted model, not a curated record. Gene Ontology annotation, biological process: protein phosphorylation.